AUGAUUCCUCAAAUGCUUUUCAACGAUAACGACUUUCAAGAUGAUUUCCUCCUCCAUACACUAGAUCCUAAGGAUGACCUCAAUAAUAGCAACGGUGCGCUCACCGCCAUCUCUGACGAAUCUUUGCCCGAUCUUAUGGACGACAGCAAUUUCGAAGGAAGCGAAUUCUUGCAGUCUGACAAUGUUGGAUUCGUCACACCCAACCACAGCUUUUCCGAAAUUACUCCAGAGAAAGAAAUCGUCAUGCCAAUUGUUGUUGUUUCCCAAAAGAUCAAGACUGUCCGCACACAAUCUGAAAAGCCAACUCCAUUUGACGUCCUCUGCGGACAAUCCCGAACAUGUGCCAACCACAGUGGAAACAAGAGAUUCCAAGCUACAUUGGACAUGUACGCUUCAAAAUAUGACGCUGCCAAGAGCAAGCAAGAAAAGAUGACUUUGACCAAAGAAAUUGUUGGACGCAUUGCUGACAAUGGUGGAAGAUUCCUCAAGUUCAAGAGCAACAAUUGGGUCGAAAUUGCCAACGUUACAGCCCGUGACAAGGUCAGCCAUGCUCUUCGCACCAAGGUCCAAUCUUGGAAGCGUCAACAAGCAAGCUCUUCGUCAAAGAAGGCCCCCUCCAUUCGCAAGCGUCGUCACAGUCGCCGCGCGUCCUCUGCAGCCCCCAGCUUGACCGAAUGCAAGGCAGUCUCCUUUGAUGGAAGCACUGCCUCUUCAACUUCGGUAAUGGAUGAACUCCUCCGAACUCAAAGAGAGAUUUUCGAAAAGCUCACUCAAUCGAAUGAAAUGCAUCCAUUGAAGUAA
Cylindrotheca closterium is the source of this 801-nucleotide messenger RNA. Lineage: Eukaryota; Bacillariophyta; Bacillariophyceae; Bacillariales; Bacillariaceae. The record is from the annotation of a GenBank genome assembly.